Molecule: messenger RNA, 2152 nt
Organism: Bombus pyrosoma
Lineage: Eukaryota; Metazoa; Arthropoda; Insecta; Hymenoptera; Apidae
Gene: eIF2Bdelta
Product: translation initiation factor eIF-2B subunit delta
Exons: 7
Coding region: 297-1907 (536 amino acids)
Source: RefSeq, a predicted model, not a curated record
AUGGAAGCAGUGUUAUUUCCUACAGCCAUAGGAUAUAACGAAGGUAUCGAAUAUAUAACCAAAAUUUGACUAAGAUAACACUAUUCUUUCAACGACGCACGCCUUUAAGAAAUAUAUAUUGCAAUAUAAAAGCUGUAUACUCCUCAUGUCUUACUGAGAACUGAUACAGUGAUGAUGGAGCAAGAGGAACAUGUCUGUAAAUAUUUAUACGUUUCAACUUAGUACAAGAAUUUCUAAUUCAUUUCUUUUCAUAUUAGGAUACUGAAUUUGAGAGAUCAGCAGUUACAGCAAUCAAAAUGACCAACAAAAAAGGAACUGUUCCAGAAAAAUCAAGAGAGGAAAUAAAAGCAGAACGCGAAGCAAAGAAGGCUGCUAAAGCUAAUGCUAAGGCAAAGGCUAAAUCCACUAAAACGUCAAACAAAGACCCUUCAGAUAAUAAUAAACCUAUCCCUUCCAAUAGUAUUAAGAUUAAAAAAGGCAAUGGUAUACCAGAAACUGUAACUAACAAAAAUAUUGAAUGUCCUAAUGAAGUACUAGUACCGGUACCGGAACCAGUACCAAUACCACUACCAGUAAUCAGUAAGACUCCAAAUAUAUGUGAAAAAAAUGAGAAAAUAGUACCAGAAACCGGUAGUGAAGGGAAGAGCAAAGCGGUAUUACGAGCAGAAAGAAGAGCAAAGCAAGAAGCACAAAGAGCAGCUAAACAACAAAUUUUAUCAGAAAAAAAUAAAGUUAGAAGUAAAGAAGAAGAUAAUAAUAAUAAUAGUAAUAAACCUGUAACGCACACUACCAGUGUGACAGAUAUAGUGAAAAAAGUAUCAACACAAAAAAAAAUCAUUCAAAAAAUUAACACUCAUGAAAUAAAUCUGUUCAAACAUUUAUAUCACGAAAGAGAACAGGCCAUUGUUGAUGUAUCCUUUGUCAAUUCGAAUAUACAUCCGGCAAUAAUUAGAUUAGGUACGCAAUAUGCAAGCAAAGUAAUUGUAGGCAGCAACGCAAGAUGCGUUGCUCUUUUAGCUGCUGUUAAGCAACUUAUUCAGGACUUUGAAAGACCACCACAGGCUGACUUUAUCCGAGGUUUCGAAGCAAAUUUGCAAGAAUCUGUAGCCUACUUGCAUCAUUGUAGGCCAUUGGCUGUUUCAAUGCAGAAUGCAUUAAGGCACUUAAAAUGGCAAAUGACACAGUUUCCCUCUUCAUUGUCUGAUGAGGAUGCCAAAAAUAAAUUAAGUAAUGCAAUAGAUACUUACAUACGGGAGCAAAUAGAGCUUGCCGAUAAGGCAAUAUCGAUAACUAUACAAACUAAAAUAUCCAAUGGAGAUGUUAUCUUAACUUAUGGCUAUUCAUCUUUGAUACAUAAAAUAUUGUUAGACGCGCACACCGCGGGUAAAGAGUUUCGUGUUAUUGUCGUGGAUGGAAGACCAUGGCUAGAAGGGAAAGAACAACUUAGGCGUUUAGCAAAACAUGAAAUUGAAUGCUCUUACAUUUUAAUUAAUGCUUUAAGUUACGUGAUGCCUGAAGUGAGCAAAGUGUUUCUUGGUGCUCAUGCAAUAUUAGCGAAUGGUGCGGUAAUGUCGAGGGUUGGUACCGCUCAGGUUGCCUUAAUGGCCAGAGCGUUUAAUAUUCCAGUGUUAGUCGCUUGCGAAACUCAUAAGUCUUGCGAACGCGUACAGACAGAUUCUAUUGUCUAUAAUGAAUUAGGAAAUGCAGAUGAGCUAGUACAAGAUUAUGGAAAUGGUGUGCAAAAAUCAUUAUUAACGAACUGGAGAACAAGAAAGUCGUUGAAUCUUUUAAAUAUUAUGUACGAUGUUACACCAGCUAAUUUAGUGACAGCUGUUGUUACAGAAUUAGCCAUUCUACCAUGCACUAGUGUUCCUGUGAUUUUACGUAUUAAGCCAUCAGAGAUAUAAAUUUUACUAUGCCAUGAUUAUUUCACAUAGCGUUCAAAUAUCAAUAUAAAACGUGUAAUUACCGCGUUCUCUAUACCCGUGUAUAUAAAUUUGUUUUUAGCCGAAUUUUCAAAAUUGUAACACUUCAAGAACAGGGAAAUAUACACUGCGACCUGCUUUUUUACUCAUGCCUUUAAAGGAAUUAUUUUACAUACUAUUAUUGUAUAUUAUGUUGUAUACCUUAAAAUAAAUUUCUGAAACAUUAA